Linderina pennispora is the source of this 588-nucleotide messenger RNA. RefSeq lists its product as uncharacterized. The transcript has 2 exons. The record is from RefSeq and is a predicted model, not a curated record. Gene Ontology annotation, cellular component: extrinsic component of membrane; GID complex. Lineage: Eukaryota; Fungi; Kickxellomycota; Kickxellomycetes; Kickxellales; Kickxellaceae. Gene Ontology annotation, biological process: proteasome-mediated ubiquitin-dependent protein catabolic process; protein catabolic process in the vacuole; protein targeting to vacuole. Bases 1 to 588 code for a protein of 195 amino acids.
AUGUCACAGUCCUGGAGCACAUGGCCCACAGCGUGCCAUGAUCUGUACUCGGGGUCGACGUUCUCGGGCAUGCAGUCAAAUGGCGUUCGGAGCUAUGCCGUGGCGGUGACAUUCAAAUACGUUGACAUGGGUGUACCAGAGAUGUGUGGCCACUUUACUAUCCGCGGUCUGACCACGGAGCUGCCCAAGCUGACGACAUUCUUUGACGUGCAGAUUGUGGGUACCGGCAACCACAGCUUCCUGACCAAGCAGUGGGACGCAACCGUAGAUACCGACCGGACGCACUGGGUAACUUCUUUCGCGGCAUUUAAGCCUUACCGCAACACAUUUGACCUGGGCGACUUUGCGUACACCAUGAAUCUGUCGGACAAAUUUAUAUUCAUGCGGUGGAAGGAGCGGUUCGUGGUUCCCAACUACAAGCUGAGCCGCAUCAGCGGCGCCAGCUACGACGGCUUCUACUACGUGUGCUAUGACCGUGCAGCAGCCUCCAUCAUCGGCUACUACUACCACAAAGACUCUGACCACUACCAGUGCCUACGGCUGGACCAUGUAAAGCAGUCUUCAUUCCCGCACUUUGAGAUUGCAUAA